AUGAACUUACUCUCGUGGAUAUUGCUCAUAAACUUUUCCAUUUGCUGGACGUCGGUUGACGCACAGAUGGGGUUCGAUGGUCCUCUCUCUGCACAGGAGCAGAUGUACAUCCUUUAUGAAAUCAAACUGCAGUGCUACCAGAACCUCUCCAACAUUGACCCAGGGUCCACAGAUGAAGUGUGCCCUCCAGACUGGGAUGGUCUUAUCUGUUGGCCCCGUGGCUCCCCAGGGCUGGUUACCAAGGUUCCCUGCCCAUCUUACAUCUAUGACUUCAAUCACAAAGGACAUGCUUACAGGAAGUGUGAUGUCAACGGUUCUUGGGUGUUUGUGGACCAUUGGAACAAAACAUGGACCAACUACUCAGAGUGUCUACGCUUCCUUCAGCCCAGUGAUGAGGAAGACAGACAAGACUUCUUUGAGCGGCUGUAUGUCAUGUACACCAUUGGCUACGCUGUGUCCUUCAGCUCUCUGCUAGUGGCCAUCUUCAUUAUUGGAUACUUCAGGCGUCUUCACUGCACCAGAAACUACAUCCACAUGCACCUGUUUGUUUCCUUCAUGUUACGAGCGGUCAGCAUCUUUGUGAAGGACAAAGUCGUCCACUCCAGUGCUGGAUUGCAGGACUUUGACUCUGCCCUGUUGGACAACUUAAAAACAGUUAGCAUAGCAUCACUGGACAAGUCUCAGUAUAUUGGCUGCAAGGUGACAGUGCUGCUCUUCAUCUAUUUUCUGGCCACCAACUACUACUGGAUCCUGGUAGAAGGCCUCUACCUUCACAGCCUCAUCUUCAUGGCCUUCCGAUCAGACUCUAAAUACCUCUGGGGCUUCAUACUCAUCGGAUGGGGUGUUCCAGCUGUUUUCGUGGCAGUUUGGGCGAUUGUGAGGGCAAUGCUAGCAGAUGCAAGAUGUUGGGAGUUGAGUGCUGGUAACAUUAAGUGGAUCUACCAAGUUCCCAUCCUGACAGCCAUUGGGCUCAACUUUGUCUUGUUUGUGAACAUUGUGCGAGUGCUGGCCACCAAAAUUCGAGAGACAAAUGCAGGGAGAUACGACACCAGAAAACAGUACAGGAAACUGGCAAAGUCCACCCUUGUGCUAGUGCUUGUGUUUGGCAUCCACUACAUCAUCUUUGUGGGGAUGCCUCAUACAUUUGAGGGGCUGAGCUGGGAGGUCCGCAUGUACUGUGAGCUGUUCUUCAACUCGUUUCAGGGUUUCUUUGUGUCCAUUAUCUAUUGCUUCUGCAAUGGAGAGGUCCAGACAGAGAUAAAGAAAACAUGGACUCGAUGGAACCUGGCCUUUGAGUGGGAGGGUCCGGUGGUCUGCGGCCGCUACCGUUACGGCUCUGUGGUUGUGGGGAUCAACAACAACAGCACCAGCAGUCAGUCCCACCUAGCUGGGGCUGGGCCUUCCACACGCUCCACCACACUUGUUUCAAGCCGUGCUUACCGGAGCACUGGCCCCCCUGCGAUCAGCAUGCACGCCACUCUCCCAGGUUACGUGAUCAGUAACUCAGACCCAUCCAUACCUGAAGAACCUGAGGACAGUGGCCCCAAGCAGGUGGACGAUAUCUCGCUGAAGGAAAAUCUGCCUGUUUUAAAUAUGAAUGCAACAGCUGAGGAUGAGGAGGAGACGCUGUAG
This is a messenger RNA of Seriola dumerili (greater amberjack), 1632 nucleotides long. RefSeq names its product parathyroid hormone 2 receptor (gene pth2ra). The coding region runs from base 1 to 1632 and encodes 543 amino acids. Gene Ontology annotation, biological process: cell surface receptor signaling pathway; adenylate cyclase-modulating G protein-coupled receptor signaling pathway. The transcript has 13 exons. Gene Ontology annotation, cellular component: plasma membrane. Gene Ontology annotation, molecular function: peptide hormone binding; G protein-coupled peptide receptor activity; parathyroid hormone receptor activity. NCBI's taxonomy places the organism in Eukaryota, Metazoa, Chordata, Actinopteri, Carangiformes, Carangidae. The record is from RefSeq and is a predicted model, not a curated record.